CCACACCUCGUUCCCUGCGGUCCAUCGUGAUAGGCGUCCCCAUCUCCGUGAAGGUCUCCGGCACCGUCGCCCUCGGAUCCUGCCCUCGGCCGAUCGUCCCCUCUUCGUAUCCCAAUUCAGGUGUUCGAGCUCUUCGGCGAGGAAUCCCUGCGAUCCAAGGAGUGCAAAAAUCAGUGGUGUUCAUUUAAAUUCAUAGUCAAGAGGUACCAAGAUCAUCUACUUGUGCACCUUCUGUGUCUUUCAAAACCUAAUGGGAUGGGGAAACAUUUACAAAAGGCGCCUGAAAGUAUUCACUCUAGCAUUGGUGAUAUACCUCGAUUACAAGGCCGUGCAGAAAAGAGAGAAAUGGUUUAGUAAAAGCAAAAAGGAAGCCUUAUGGCAGCGAACCCAUGAGCGAAAUGCUAAACGUGUUCUCAAUUUGAUGAUCGAGAUGGAAGGUCUGUGGGUAAAACUUGGUCAAUAUUUAUCUACCCGAGCAGAUGUUCUUCCAGAGGCUUAUAUAUAUCUUCUCAAACAGCUGCAGGACUCUCUUCCUCCUCGGCCAUUGAAAGAGGUUAGCCAAACUAUAGAGAAGGAGCUGGGAAAAUCUGUGAAUGAUAUUUUCUCUCAUUUUGUCGAGGCACCCCUUGCUACUGCAUCUCUGGCACAAGUUCAUCGUGCAACUCUAAGGGAUGGGCAAGAGGUGGUUGUUAAAGUUCAACAUGAGGGCAUCAAAGAAGUCAUCUUAGAGGAUUUAAAGAAUGCAAAAUCAAUAGUUGACUGGAUAGCCUGGGCGGAGCCACAAUAUGACUUCAACCCUAUGAUUGAUGAAUGGUGUAAGGAGGCACCUAAAGAACUUGAUUUCAAUCAAGAAGCAGAAAACACUAGAAAAGUCUACAAGAACCUACGAGUAAAAAAUGAGCAUGAUGACAUAAAUUCUGUGAACAGAGUAGAUGUACUGAUCCCAGAAGUUAUUCAGUCAUCUGAGAGGGUCCUCAUUCUGGAAUAUAUGGAUGGCAUUCGUUUAAAUGACAAGGCAUCACUGGAUGAAUAUGGUGUGGACAAGCAAAAGCUUGUUGAAGAAAUUACAUGUGCAUAUGCUCAUCAAAUAUAUGUUGAUGGGUUUUUCAAUGGUGACCCACAUCCAGGAAAUUUUCUUGUGAGCAAGGAACCCCCCCAUCGUCCAAUUCUGCUUGACUUUGGCCUUACUAAGUUGAUAUCAAGCUCUAUGAAACAUGCACUAGCAAAAAUGUUUUUGGCAUGUGCUGAGGGGGACCAUGUAGCUUUAUUGGCAGCCUUCACGGAGAUGGGACUUAAAUUGCGCCUUGACAUGCCCGACCAGGCUAUGGACAUUGCAUCAGUAUUUUUUCGCAAUUCCACACCAGCAAGUGAAGCACUUGAAAAUGUGAAAUCUUUGGCUGAUCAAAGAGAGAAGAAUAUGAAGUUUAUUCAAGAAAAGAUGAAGUUGAACAAAAAGGAAGUUCAGCAUUUUAACCCUGUUGAUGCUUUCCCAGGUGAUGCAGUUAUAUUUAUAAGGGUAGUAAAUCUUCUUCGAGGGCUUUCUUCUACACUUGAUGUUCGUAUUGUUUAUUUGGACAUCAUGAAACCAUUUGCUGAGUCAACACUACUAGGAAGCAUCAGGACUGAGCCAGCGUUGGAUACCCAAUGGAUUUAUGAUUCACCAAUUCACUCUGAUGUGGAGGCCAAGUUGAGGCAACUCCUGGUUGAGCUGGGAAAUGAGAAAAUACUUGGGAUACAAGUGUGUGCAUACAAAGAUGGAAAGGUCUUAAUAGAUACUGCUGCUGGCAUGCUUGGGAGAUAUGAUCCUCGACCUGUUCAACCUGACACCUUAUUUCCUGUCUUCUCAGUAACAAAAGGAAUCACUGCUGGGAUGUUACAUUGGCUUGUGGAUAAGGGGAAAUUCAAGCUUGAUGAAACCAUAGCAAAUAUUUGGCCAGAGUUUAGUGCCAGCAAAAAAGAUAUGAUAAAGGUUCAUCAUGUUCUUAACCACUCAUCUGGUUUGCACAACGCUAUGUCUGAUGUAAUGAGGACCAAUCCUUUGCUACUUUGUGACUGGGAGGAAUCUCUACACCGUAUUGCUCAGUCAGCUCCUGAGACAGAACCAGGUUCCCAACAACUAUACCACUACUUGUCUUUUGGUUGGCUAUGUGGUGGUGUAAUAGAGCAUGCAUCUGGAAAGAAAUUUCAAGAAGUACUGGAAGAAGCUUUUAUUCACCCUCUCAAUAUUGAAGGUGAACUAUAUAUUGGCAUUCCUCCUGGUGUAGAGUCUCGGUUGGCAGCACUCACACUGGACACAGAAGAUCUACAAAAUCUCCUUGAAAUCAAUGGCAGGCCGGAAAUGCCAUCCAGCUUGCAGGAGGGUAAUUUAGCUGAGAUCGCAUCUGGCGUUCCUGUGCUCUUUAACACACUAAACAUCCGGCGAGCCGUGAUUCCUGCUGCCAAUGGGCAUUGCUCGGCUCGUGCCUUGGCACGCUAUUAUGCUGCCCUUGCUAAUGGUGGAUCCACUCCUCCACCUCAUUCACUUGUUUCCAAGCCUCCCCUCGGAAGUCAUGUACAUGUUCCAACAUUUCCUUCCUUCAAGCAACCCAAGAAGAAAUUGAGAAUCAAGGAGAUAGAUAAUCCAGAUACACCGACCAAGAAGACCGAUGGCUUACGUCGCAGGGGUUGUAGCAAUAGCAAUAGUCCAAAAAAUAACAAGGCUUAUAACAUUGUAGACAACAACAUCGACAAUGAUGCACAGAAAAGUGUCCAAAGAAUAUUUAGCAGCCCCAAGAUCCAUGAUGCUUUCAUGGGUGUGGGUGAUUACUCCGACAUGGUUAUUGCAGACGGUAAAUUUGGGCUCGGGUUUAGGAGAUUUAAUACUGCAGCUGGUAAUCCAACGAGUUUUGGCCACUCUGGAGUAGGCGGAUCCACUGGAUUCUGUAAUAUUGAGCACAAUUUCUCAAUUGCAGUCACAGUAAACAAGAUGUCACUUGGUGGUGUUACAAGAAGUAUAAUUCAGCUGGUUUGCUCUGAGCUGAACAUUCCUGUGCCCGAAGAAUUCUCGAGGUUCGGGGAGAAGGGACCCGACAUGCAGUUCAAUCUGGGUCUGUAGCCGCAGCUUGUCACUAACAAGCCUCUCCAGUUUAUAUACACAGGUUUUUCCCUUUAGGAUACUAUCCUUCCUCACAGUGAAACACAAAAUAUAGAUCCACAAUUUAUUUUCCUUUUAACUUUGAUGUUAUUGUAAACACCAUAUUUGAUAUUAAUGCAUAAUUUAUAUUACCAUCAGAA
Messenger RNA from Musa acuminata subsp. malaccensis (wild Malaysian banana), 3273 nucleotides. RefSeq names its product protein ACTIVITY OF BC1 COMPLEX KINASE 3, chloroplastic. Gene Ontology annotation, cellular component: Golgi apparatus; endoplasmic reticulum. Lineage: Eukaryota; Viridiplantae; Streptophyta; Magnoliopsida; Zingiberales; Musaceae. The record is from RefSeq and is a predicted model, not a curated record.